Molecule: messenger RNA, 813 nt
Organism: Salmo salar (Atlantic salmon)
Lineage: Eukaryota; Metazoa; Chordata; Actinopteri; Salmoniformes; Salmonidae
Source: RefSeq, a predicted model, not a curated record
AUGGAUCUCAACUAUCUCAUAGCCUUGACCAUAUGGAUCGAUGGGCUGCUACGGGAACGUGGGAAGAAGAGGAGGUCUGCUCCUGGUCACACUCGCUCGGCCAUGGCGCCCACCUCUCCUCCGAGGAAUCCCAGAAGUCCCCGGGAGAAACCAAUGUCACCCGAGUUCCCUCGGGAAUCACAGAGGGCUGUCGACUCGCUUCCUCCUGAGCCCAUGCAACUGGGCAGUGCCAGAUUGGUGUCCAUCCCGGGGUGUCGUCCUCCUCUGGGCUCUCUGGAUCCUCCACGGCCACACCUGCGCAGUACGACGGCACCACCUCCAGUACAAAUCGUUCAGGUCACCGCUUCCAAGUCACCACCUCUAGGUCAACACCUCCAGGUCACCCCCUCCAGGUCACCCCCUCCAGGUCACCACCUCCAGGUCACCACCUCCAGGUCACCACCUCCAGGUCAACCCCUCCAGGUCACCUCCUCCAGGUCACCACCUCCAGGUCAACCCCUCCAGGUCACCACCUCCAGGUCACCACCUCCAGGUCACCACCUCCAGGCUAACCCCUCCAGGUCACCACCUCCAGGUCAACACCUCCAGGUCAACACCUCCAGGUCACCACCUCCAGGUCACCUAUCCAGGUCACCACCUCCAGGUCACCCCCUCCAGGUCACCCCCUCCAGGUCACCCCCUCUAGGUCACCACCUCCAGGUCACCUCCUCCAGGUCACCACCUCCAGGUCACCACCUCCAGGUCACCACCUCCAGGUCACCACCUCCAGGUCACCACCUCCAGGCUAACCCCUCCAGUGGCCGUACUGGGUGA